AUGAGUGAUUGGAUACGACUCAAACAGUCAGUUUACUUAUUAAUAGACAAUUUGAAUGGUGACAACUUAGGAGAAAUAUGCUGUGAAUUAUUGAAGUUAAAUUUAUUCAGAGGUAAAGGGAUUGUUGUGAGAAAGUUAAUCUAUAAUCAACAAAAAUACUAUCAAAAUACAGGUAUUUAUGCCAACUUGAUCAGUCUAUUGAAUUCCCAAAUCCCAGAAAUAGGGGAAAUUAUCAGUAACAAAUUAAUUAUUAAUUUCAAAAAUGAAUACUUGAAUGAUAAAUUUAUAAAUAUUGAUUUCAUUUGUGAAUUGGUCAAUUAUAAAGUGAUUAAUGAAAUGAUUACCUUACAAAUCCUUGAAUUGUUAAUGAACAAUAUGACCAACGGAAGUAUCACUAUAAUAAUAAGAAUUAUAAAAUUAAAUGGCCUCUUACUACCACAAAAUGUUGUAUAUUCAAUUAUUGAUAAAUUAAGAAACAUGAUGAAUGAAGGUUUGAUAAGUGAAAGUAACCAAAAUGGUGUCAAACAGUUAAUCGGAAUAAGGAAAAGGGGAUUCAAAAACUUUGCCGAAGUACUAAUUGAAGGAAAGUGUCAUAUGAUAGAUAUUGAAGAUGAUUUCAAGACUUUUAAUGAAUUAAUGAUUGAUAAUGGAAACGAGUAUAAAGAGUAUGAAGCUUUUAAGGACAAAUUCAUAUCUAACAUAGAAGGUUUAUUCCAAGAGCCGGAAGUUGAACCAGAAGCUGAAGUCGAAGAAGAGCCUGUCAUAGAUUUGAGUCAAUCAGAAUUAAUAAAUCUACAAAAGACUGUCUAUUUGACCAUUAUGUCAAGUUUAACAUCAGACGAAGCUGUUCAUAAACUCUUGAAAUUAAAUUAUGACCCUUCCAUUUUGAGUAAUAUAAUUAUAAGAAGUUGUAUAGAAGAAAAGACAUAUUCCAAAUAUUAUGGGAAUAUCAGUGAAAUAUUGAUAUUGAGAUUCGAUAAAUUCAAAACUCAAUUCAUGAAACAGUUCGAAAUCAAAUAUAAGGAAAUUCACCUUUUCGAACUUAAUGGGAUUAGAAACCUUGGUAAGUUAUUUGGAUAUUUAAUUGCCACUAAUAAAUUAAGUAUCGAUAUACUAAAGGUGAUUACAUUAACAGAAGAAGAUACAAAUUCAUCAAGCAGGAUUUUAAUCAAAUUCUUAUUGAAAGAAAUGAUCGAAGAGUUGAGUCUCAAUGAUUUUAAAAUAUUAAUGAUAGAGAAUAUGAACAAUCUUCCCGGAAUGUUCCCUAUUGGUGGUCAUAAAGAUGACAUAAUUUUCGCCAUCAAUUAUUUUACAGCCAUUGGGUUGGGUUUAGUAACUGACGAAUUAAGAGAAGACUUGAGUAAUGCCAGAGGUAGAACUAGAAAGCGGGUCAGACAGGAAAGCAACAGCCGCAGUGGAAGUUAUAGUAGAAGUAGAAGUGGUAGCUAUAGUCGUAGUGGAAGUGGAAGUUACAGUAGAAGUAGAAGUAGAAGUGGUAGUUACAGUCGUAGUAGAAGUGGAAGUUAUAGUCGAAGUGCUAGUUAUAGCAGAUCACCCAGCCGUACACCAAGCAGGUCUCCAGGUCGCUAA
This is a messenger RNA of Yamadazyma jaroonii, 1590 nucleotides long. The record is from the annotation of a GenBank genome assembly. Lineage: Eukaryota; Fungi; Ascomycota; Pichiomycetes; Serinales; Debaryomycetaceae.